AUGUCCGACGUGAUGGUCGUCAUACUUGUCAGCGGCCUUCUGGGCCAGCAGAUAAUGUUCUUGGCACACCGAUGUACUAUGCUGGAUAUGAUGAAAGGACAACGGCCGCCUAUCUACGCCAACACGAGGUACGAGGGGUUAAUGAAGGCGAUGCAGAACAUCAAAGAGGUCAUGGGUCCGCCAG
This is a messenger RNA of Prorocentrum cordatum, 184 nucleotides long. The record is from the annotation of a GenBank genome assembly. Lineage: Eukaryota; Dinophyceae; Prorocentrales; Prorocentraceae.